GACAGGGUGGGGAUGAGGAUGCUAGGGAUCGGGUGAGAUGGAGGCAGAUGAUCCAAUGUGGAGACUUUGAAAAGGAGAAGCCAGAAAAAGAAAAAGAACACAUGAGGUUUUCAAUAUCGCUGCAUUUUACUGUUGUGGUCACACUGGAGCCAGGCUUGAGGAAAAAAAAUCAGACAAAUAAAGAAUGAUUAAAGGUUAAGAAUAAAUAAAAACAAGAGUAAAUAAAAACAUUUUGCAAGAAAUUAACCUCCAGUUUUCACCUAACUAUUUGGGAUAUUAUAAGAAUGUUUGAAAAAAACCCCAUAAGGGAAUUGUGGGGUUAAUUUACACCAUAAUAGAAUGAAGUUGCCAUUGUUGAACCAUGUAUGAAACACUUAUUUAGAAGAAUGAAGGUGCAGAAAAGUCAAAAUGUAAUACCCCUCUGAGGUCACGGGGUCUCAGGAGGAUACAUUUAUUUUUUAAACUCUAAUCUUUUGUCUCAGACAAAAAAAAAGUCUCAAGGAAUCAUUUAUUUAAGCUUUAAUAAUUCAUUAUGUCAUCAUGCUUUGUGUCGUUGUCCUCUAUAUUUGAUAGCUGCUUAAAUAAGUUGGUGCUUGUGACCUCUAAGUAUCACACAAACUCAGAAUCACUGUACUCCAUAGUGGCAGGUGACACAAAAUGUCGGUGAAACUCAUCCGAUAAUGUCUGAAAAUAUCUUCUUGACAUUUGAUUCUCUGAGCCCAGUGAAAUGGCCAAAGAUGUUCAGUAUCUGCUGUAAGCAGGGGGUAUUGGUCCUGAUUAGAAGUCAUGGGGUGUCACACAAAAGUGCCAGUAGCUUAUCUCUAGAAGUGGAAAAAUAAUUUCUCUGAAGCUGUAAUCCUCACUAUCAUGAUAGGUGCUAUAAAUAUUUAUGAGAAAUUAUGAUGACUAAUUUAUUAAAUCAUAAAUUCAUACAGCGUGUUAGUGUGCAGCCAACUUCAGUUAUAUCAUAGUUUGUCACCUAUCUAAAAUAAAUAAAAUACCAUAUUUUGAUUCUUUUUUAGUUAGUGCAAUCAGGAUUUUCACUGCUGAAUUCCUACAUUUCACCAUCACAGCAGCCGCCAAUAAAAGUAGGCUGGUGUGGAAUCAAGCGAUCCCUUGGGAAGAAAAACUGACAGGCAGACCAGAAUUCACUGUUAGUUCAGACUAACCCUGCUCUAGAAACUUGUUCUUUUAAGUGUAACUUGGGAAAUUAUUUAUCAGAAUACUAUGUGUCAUCCCUCAGUUGAUUUUUAUCGCGUGUGACCUGGCUGGCAGCAGUUAAUCAGGGAGUCAGUGAGCUGAAGGGUGCAAUAUGCUGGAUCUACAGAUAAGGAUCAUACGGCACAUCAAGCAGCCAAGGAGCAGCGAGGAGAACGUGUCCCCUCCAUCAUACACUUAUUUCAGCUUUACAGCCAUGUGACAGAUGACUUUAAGGGAUCAUGAUUUCAAAUAGCGGCUCUACGGGGAAAAAUCUUUUGAAAAGUCAAGAUUUUAAAAAUAGAUAUGUCAGGGAAUUGUUAGUCGUCUAAUUUAAUAAUCUAAAAAUGGAACAUGAGUUGUUAGAAGAUGUGUUAAGGAAGGAAGCGAUGUUGGACAACUUCAUAUUGGAACGCGUCCCACAGACGUAACUCCGUUGUGGUGGUUUUCUCUGCCUCUGCACUGACGGCUCUUUCGGAUACCAGCGUUACACAUCCUCGCAGAGAUGUUGUCUGCUUUUUGGUGUCAUCUUCUGCCAGCUAUAAAGCUUUACCUGCUUGGUUUAAAGGUGCUUUUGCUUCAACUGCUAAACGGACCUUUGAGGCUGCCAGUGAUGCCCAGACAAGAUGGCAACGUUGCCAUAGUGACAGGAGGAGGCAGGGGAAUUGGUUAUGAAGUAGCUCGCCACUUGGUCAGACUCGGGGCACAUGUUAUCAUAGGUGGGAGAGAUGAGCAGGAGGGUCUUGCAGCUGUCAGAAGGAUCUGUGAACACUACAAAGAGGCCAAAGUGGAGUUUAAGAAACUGGACUUGGCUUCAUUGCAGUCUGUACGUCAGUUCGCCCAGAGCUUCAGAGAACGGGACCUGCCGCUAAAUAUUUUGGUCAAUAAUGCGGGUGUUAUGCUGGUUCCUGAGGGGCGUACGGAGGAUGGAUUUGAGCAGCACUUCGGUGUGAACUACCUGGGACACUUCCUUUUGACCUGGCUACUCCUGGAUACACUGAAGGAUUCUGGGAAAUCGGGUCAUGUCUCUCGUGUGGUCAACGUCUCAUCCUCAGCUCACUGCAUCGGACAGAUCAGACUAAAUGACCUGAAUAGCCGCCAAUCUUACUCCUCACAUGCUGCUUACUGUCAGAGCAAGCUGGCCCAGGUGUUAUUCAGUUUCCACCUCCACCAAGAGAUGCAGAGUGGAGGUUUCCAAGUGAGUUCGUGUGCCGUGGAUCCCGGCAUGGUGGAUACCGCACUCUACCGCCACCUCUGGACACCCCUCCAUCUGGCACAAAGUGUCAUCGCUCGCCUGCUCUUCAGGACUCCUGAAGAGGGCGCUACCACUGUGCUCUCUGCUGCUCUGUCACCUGCUCUGGAGGGAGAUUGUGGAGGAGGUUACUGGGCCAAUGGGUGCAGGGAGAUGACAACACCGCUGACCUUUGAUCCCCAGCUGCAAGUGAGCCUAUGGGAAAUCAGCCUCCAGUUGCUGAACCUCCACUAGCAUGAGACAAGGAUGACCAACAGGACUAAACCCAUUUGACAACAUCAGAUAAAAAAGACCCUAUAUUCAGGGUGGCCAGCCAUUCUCUCCUCCCUUUUUUUUUCAUACUUCACAUCAGGGCGUUGCUAGCAAUUUGUUACAAGUGUCAUAAUCCAGUGCUGGACUGUGAUUGGUUGUUUAGAGAGCAAAGAUCUCUUUCUUUUAGGGUUUUUUUUUUUAGUUUUAUUUUUUAUUUUCUUUUUUCCAGACCUGCCAAAGAAGGGCUACAGGGGAUGGAAGAUGCUUUUUUUGCUUUUCACUGUGAGCAAGCGAAAAUAUUUGCACACACACAACCACACUUUAGGGGUGUAGCUAUAUGUCAUUUUGCUGUCAUGGAUAGCAGGGAGUUGCUGUUGGCGCCAUCUAGUCAGAUAUCAGUUAAUGGCACCCACCAAUGAUAUGAUGAGUUUGAUUCCCUGAUCGCGUAUCAGAGAAUCAGUCAUCUGCUAUGAUACAAACCUUACUUGGAUUUUUCAAUUAGUCCGGCCCACAAUAACUAAAUUCCUCUUGGAAGCUUUUUCACAUCAACAAAAAAUUCCAAUAAAGUAAUCCAAAAGCUUAAUUUUGGCAACAAAAUAACAUAUUGGUCAAACCCUAGCAUACGCGCACAUACAGUACACACACAUUUAUACACCAUGACAAUGAUCUGAUCUGAUCCUGCCUUGCUGUGGCAAGGGAAUGUGAUGUCAUCAGUUUGCGUUGACACAUCACUGCGAUUUCUCAGAUCGUAUUGCCAUCCGGCCUCUUUUACUGGGAGCACUUUGUUUUUAUUGGUUACUAUUGAAUCAUCAUGUUAACUGCUGGUUGUAGUUGCAUGAGUAGAUGUUUUUACAGACGUGAAUUUAGCUGAAAAGCUAAGAAUCCAUCAUCGUCUCCUCUUUCCUCUCUCCGGCGCGCAGUAACCCAACAAAAGAUGUUCCUUUUGACUGCUAGGGGGAUUUGGGAAGAGGUUUAAAGAAAGUGAGAUAUUUCAGAUAAAAGUAAGCCUAAAUUUGGAAUGAUUCCCCUUCGACCCAAGAGUGAUGAAACGUUUGGUUGAGUUGCUGUGAAUUUUUAUGCUGUUAUUUCUAAAGCGGAAUUUCCAGCUGUUUCUGGUUGUCUGCUCAAAAAAAAUGAGAAAAAAAAAAGGUUUGGGAACCGACCUCAAAUUCAUUUUGUCACCGUUUUCCUUUGUGAUCUGUGCUAAUCGCUUUUUUCUGUGUCUGUGAUACGUGUGCAUGUAUUAUGCACACAAGCUAAGAAUUAACUCAUGUAUAGACCCAAUUCAUGCUGAUGGAUAGCACAACAAUGGCUAACCCCGGAGGAACUGCAACGAGAAGGAAUGCGAGAGAGGGGAAAGCACAUUUUUUCAGCAUUCAAACUGUGAUUGGUUCCUCAUUGCUGCUGCUACUGCCUCUUCCUCAUUUGGCGCCGCUCCCAGUGCAUUGUGGGAUUGAGAUUUCCCAGUAGUGAGAAUCAAACUCCAUCUGCUGAGCUGACACACACACACACAGACACUCACUCAGAAACAUUGGAAGCAGUACAUCCAGGCAUAGGCUUAUCCAAACAAGCGCACAGCAAAUAAACACGUCUGUCUGUGAUGCAGGAACAUGCUCACACACUCUUACACACAUACAAAGACACACUUAAUGCCAUCUCCACUGUGAUUAACAUGUUUUAGCUGUGGGGAUGAAAAGUGUUAUCUCAAAUUAAUUAAGUUUUGGCUAAAAUCCUUAAUCACAAGUCAUCGCUGUAGUGUAUGUGUACGUUGUUGCUUUGAAUAAAGCCAGUUCGCAUCCAGCAUUCAUUAUGAUCUGCCGCAUGUGAAGCGAUAGUAUCACUGUGGUAGCUAAUUCAGCCAGUGGCACAGUGUCAGACAUGAAGAAUAGGAACAAAGUGUAACGGAAGAAAAUGCAUAAAGGAAAAAGGCAUCAGCUUUAAGGCACUCAUUGCUUAAAUGGUUACAUUUAAUGUGAUUCUCACUGUUUUGUCAAGCAGUUUAAGUAUUUGUCUCAAUUCAGAGACGAAAAAAUCGUCCUUCAGAGAAUUUGUAGGACAGACUGACCCGCUGCCGCCACCGCUAAAUCAGACGACAGUCUAAAUUUACAAGGGGAAAAAAUAAAGGCGUAUUUGCCCCAUCCUUGUCAUCUUAUAAAGUCAUUUUUGAUUUAUGUUAUUCAUAAGUGUAUUGGGCUUUUUGGUUCAUGUGAUAUAUCUACCAAUGAUGUGUCAACCCAAAUAUCUGCCUAAUAUCUUAUGAAUAUUUGAAUAUAUGAGUUGACAAAGAUUGCAAAAAUGCGCAGGAACCUGCACUUUGAAGGGAGGCAUUAUGCUAAAAAACCCUCUUUAAGAUUCCCAGGACUUUGCGAGGAUUCACAAUCUCGUGGCAGUCGGCCCUAUGAGCAUCACAAAUACUGACGGUAUAAUACUGAAGCCGUUACAUUUGGAAUUUAUUAGUUUUGACUGAUACAUUUGGCUGAGAUGAGAAAGCCAUCUGUAUUCAUCUGGCUUCCAGGUAUUCAGUAUCUAUUAUUAUCUGGUGCCAAGUCAAAUACGCUGAAUUGUGGGAGAAAAAUUUUGAGGGGAUGAAAAAAUGACAGAUAAAAUAAAAGGAACACCUCCCGGUCGUAGUUAUUAUAACUAUCAGGGUGUGACACGGACUCUGAUAUGAUGUGAAGGCACCAUAACUCCAAGACAACUCAUCAAAGUUUACAUCCCAUAAGAGAGGCUUAUUCUGAUUAGAAAUUAAAAUAUAAUUUUAAAGCAAACAUCAAAGUUUUUUUUUUU
Messenger RNA from Haplochromis burtoni (Burton's mouthbrooder), 5488 nucleotides. RefSeq names its product dehydrogenase/reductase SDR family member on chromosome X. Bases 1703 to 2683 code for a protein of 326 amino acids. The transcript is spliced from 7 exons. NCBI's taxonomy places the organism in Eukaryota, Metazoa, Chordata, Actinopteri, Cichliformes, Cichlidae. The record is from RefSeq and is a predicted model, not a curated record.